Molecule: messenger RNA, 9508 nt
Organism: Pangasianodon hypophthalmus (striped catfish)
Lineage: Eukaryota; Metazoa; Chordata; Actinopteri; Siluriformes; Pangasiidae
Gene: col27a1a
Product: collagen, type XXVII, alpha 1a
Exons: 61
Coding region: 313-5976 (1887 amino acids)
Molecular function (GO): extracellular matrix structural constituent
Source: RefSeq, a predicted model, not a curated record
UGGGGGUGUAAAAAGAAGAGGGACGACGCCGGUCCGCUCGUGCCCCCAAAAGCCCAUCUGGAAAGCGAGCGCGUGCGUCUUGCCCGCAUAAAUGCCUGGUCCAGAGCGCCGGCGGGACGACAGGAGAGAGAAGAAGCGCUCGCGGAGCCGCGCUGCACAAACGGAUUACUUUUUGCUGGCUCUCUGGCGGGGUUAGAGCGCGACCCCGGGAUUCUUCCUUUUAACACCUUCGACCGAUACGCAAGCGGGUACCGGCUGGUGACGGCACAUUAACGGAUCAGGACUCUGAACUGGCAGGACAAAUGAAUACAAAUGAAUUUAGCGACCCGAAGGAGAGACCGCGGUACCUCUCACCUCCACGCAAAGAGAGCUCUACUCCUGUGUACUCUUCUGUGUUGCACUUGUUCUUCAGGACUCACACAAGCGCUGUCUGAAGAUGUGGAUGUAUUGCAGCGUUUGGCUCUUCGCCUUGAGCAGGGUUCUCGCUCUGUCCCAUUUGGUGUCAUCCCACUCCGCUCCAGCAUCAUCCUCACAGCACGGGCACGUGUCACUGCUGCCACACGCACCAUAUUCCCACAGCCUUUCUCCUGGAACACCACACUCGUGCUAAGCAUUCGCUCACAUCGUGCCAACUCUGCCUUCCUUUUCUCUGUUUUCUCUGGCUCACGCCUCCAGUUAGGCUUGCAGGUGUCACCAGAUGACCUUACACUCCACGCUGGGCCUGGCAACUCAGUUCGCUUUCCAUAUCACCUUCAUGAUGGCCGCUGGCACCACCUGGCCCUUGUGCUUGCUGGCCAGACAGCCACCCUGCUGCCUGCUUGUGACAAUGGCAGCAGUGGAACAACCCAAGAGUUUCCACUACUCCCACCAUUUCACCUGGACCCCCGCAGCACCUUCCGACUGGGCGGAAGCAGUGCCCUCCUACCUGGCAUUGAACCCUUUGAGGGUGCAGUGUGCCAGUUCGAUGUGGUACCCGCAGGACAGGUUAACUACUGCAAAGCCAUUCGCAAGCAGUGCAGAGAAAAUGACACCUACCGGCCAGCACCACCCUCUCCCCUGCUGCCUUUACCCUCCACAAUGGUGCAGUCAUCCACAUCUAAUCAUACCCUUGCAGUGAUGCCCACUCUAAUUCCCUGGACACUCCUGAAUGGCUCUGUUACACCUAGAGUCAGAGCCAGCCAUGAUUCUGGAGGGUCUCGAGCCACAGCGACUCCUCAAGUGCCCCCAGCUCAGAUAGGACUUGACCCGCCACCAUUCCAUAGAAACGUGAACACCACCACACCUGCACCAACUUUCAGGGCACACAAAGCGCUGCCUCAGAAAAGCCCCAAACCCACAGCCUCCAAGCCCAUGUUGGGAAAAUCCAUCACUGCCACCAAACAGACAGGGAUCAGACACACAACAGAAAAAGCUCAAACUAAAACUAUUACUUCAAAACCAUUACACAUGUUUGCCAGUCCAAAACCUACUGUCUCAAAUCCCAUUAAUGUAUCAAAUCCCAACAGCUCAAAACACACACGCAUCUCAAAAGGCUUCAGCUUAAAACCCACCAGUGCAUCAAAACAUAACAGCUUAAAACCCACCAGUGCAUCAAAACUUAACAGCUCAAAACCCACUAGUGUGUCAAAACUUAACAGUUCAAAACCCACUAGUGUGUCAAAACUUAACAGUUCAAAACCCACUAGUGUGUCAAAACUUAACAGUUCAAAACCCACUAGUGUGUCAAAACAUUCUAACUCAAAACCCAAUGGUGUAUCAAAAUCUGCUAGCAUAAAACCCAUACUCAUAUCAAAACCCACCAAUUCAAAACAUAUAGCUUCCAAAUCAGCACUAGUGAAGCCCUCUAAACCAACAACUGCAAAAUCUAUAGCCAUCAAACCCACAAUUCCAAAAGGGUCUCUUCCCAAAUCCUCCCCUUCUAAACCUCCAUUUAAAAAAAUCCCAACUACCCUCACACACACUCCAGUGACCUCUACUGUCAGUUCCAUUAACCGCCAAUUAAACUUAUCAAUAUCUUUAUCCAACAAGAUUCCAACUACCGCCAAGAAACUAAGCCCUUUGCCAACUACAAAGAUCCCAAGCAGCACCCAACAGACACCCAGACACAUGCCCCCCAUGCCCAGGACCACACCUGUCAUCCCUGUUGUUUCAAAGAUGCCUCCAGUAAAACCUACCAAAAGCUCAGUGGUACAUGUUACCACGUUGGCCCCAGAGACAGGGACAGUUCUGCCUGCUGAUGGACUUCAGGGCUGGGAUCUGGAUCUAGGACUGUUUGCUUCUCCAAUUGGACCACCAGGGCAAAAGGGAGAACCUGGGCCUGUGGGAAUUCAGGGACCACCAGGAAAACCAGGAGCACCAGGAAAAAGGGGACCACAGGGACCACCCGGGCCACACGGUAAUCCAGGAAGACCAGGUCCCCCAGGUUUAAAGGGGAAGAAGGGUGACCCUGGUCUUUCACCUGGAAUAGCCCCUAAAGGAGAGAAAGGAGAUCCUGGUAUCAUUGGUCCUGUUGGUUUACCUGGUGUAGAGGGUCGAAAGGGGCAAAAAGGCCAUCCUGGACCACCUGGUCUCCCGGGAGAAGCAGGGGAGCAAGGGCCUGAUGGAAGUGCUGGUGCCAAAGGUUAUCCUGGCAGGCAGGGUCUUCCGGGUCCCAUAGGGCCUCGCGGGCCAAAAGGCGCUCGGGGUUUUAUUGGCAUCCCAGGCCUUUUCGGUUUACCAGGACCUGAUGGUGAAAGAGGUAAUCCUGGUCCUCCAGGGAAGAGGGGCAAGAUGGGUAUGCCGGGUUUUCCAGGUGAUUUUGGUGAGAGGGGACCCCCAGGAGCUGACGGAGAGCCUGGUGUUAUUGGUGCCACUGGCCCUCCUGGAGUACUUGGAUUGAUUGGUGACAUGGGCCCAGCUGGUAUGGUUGGUGUACCAGGACUGAUCGGACUAAAGGGUGUUGCUGGGAACAUGGGCGAGCCCGGACUGAAAGGUGAUAAGGGUGAAACUGGGCUCCCUGGACAGCAAGGGGAGAUCGGGUUCCAUGGAGACAAGGGAAUUCAGGGUUUGCCAGGGUUGCCAGGUCCUCGUGGAAAACCUGGACCUCAGGGUAGACCAGGAGAGAGAGGGCCUGACGGGGUCCCUGGCCCACCAGGUCCUGAGGGUUUUCCUGGUGACAUCGGACCACCUGGACAAAAUGGGCCUGAGGGACCAAAGGGUGUACCUGGGAUGAGGGGGUUAACAGGACCUCGUGGAGCUGCAGGACGAGAGGGAGAUGAGGGCCCAGUUGGACUACCUGGACUGACAGGACUGGAGGGUAUUAUGGGCAAAAAAGGUUUUCCUGGCAAGAUCGGUCCUGAAGGAGUUAAGGGGGAACAAGGAGACACAGGGAAGGCUGGUCCAAUGGGAGAGAGAGGUUUGGUUGGCUUUGUGGGGCCAGUAGGUGAACCUGGACUGGCAGGAGAAAAGGGCGAUCGAGGAGAGACAGGUUUGCCAGGACCACCAGGCGAAAAAGGAUCUACCGGACAUCCAGGGACUCCUGGAGAGGCCGGACCUCCUGGACCACCAGGUUCACCAGGCACUCCAGGAUCACAAGGCCCUGCUGGCACUCGAGGGCCUAAGGGAAGACGGGGCCCACGGGGGCCAGAUGGUCAGAUUGGCGAGGCUGGCACUGAGGGCAAAAAGGGUCCUGUUGGUCCCCCUGGAAAAGUCGGGUUUCCUGGAGAGCAGGGGAAGAUUGGCGAGCCGGGAGAGACAGGGCCAAAAGGAUUUCCGGGAAUCCAAGGGCCUUCUGGAGCUCCAGGAGAAAAGGGGAUUGCAGGAGAGCCAGGACCCCCUGGAAUACCAGGAACAAUAGGGCCUCUUGGAAACAUUGGACCAAAGGGUCCACCAGGAAAAGUGGGAGAAACAGGAGUCCCUGGUGAACCAGGAGAGAAGGGCGCAGUGGGAGCUGAAGGGAGUGCCGGAGCUCCAGGCCUCAUCGGACCCAGGGGAGAGCCAGGUUUGGAGGGUGAACAUGGUCCUGCUGGUCCUGAUGGUGCCAAGGGUGAAAAAGGUGACAUGGGUCUAGAGGGUGAACCUGGUGAAAGGGGUGACCCAGGGAUCAAAGGCAAAGAGGGUCCACCAGGUGAUCCUGGACUCACUGGAGUCAGAGGUCCUGAAGGGAAGCCAGGGAAAAUGGGCGAGAGAGGGAAGCCUGGCCUCAAGGGGGCAAAGGGCAACAUGGGACACCUGGGUGAGACAGGAACAGCAGGGAAACCUGGACCAGUUGGAACCAUUGGACCAAAAGGAUCAAGAGGAACUAUUGGACCCGUGGGUGCUCCAGGCCGGAUGGGACAACAGGGCGAUCCAGGUUUAGCAGGUUAUGAGGGUCACCGGGGGCCACAGGGUCCUAUAGGGCCUCCAGGGCCAAAAGGUGUAAAGGGCGAACAGGGAGAUGAUGGGAAAAUGACAGGCCCUCCUGGUUCUCCUGGACUUCGAGGUCGCGUCGGUGACCGUGGCGACCGAGGGGAGUCAGGAGAUCCAGGAUACCCAGGUCAGCCGGGGGUGGAUGGACUUCGAGGCAAAGCUGGUGCACCUGGAUUACCUGGUCACCCUGGUCCUCGUGGACAACAAGGCCCCAAAGGAUCAAAAGGGGAGCAGGGUCAAAAGGGUAAACAGGGUCAGCAAGGAGAACGUGGAAGUAGAGGAUCACCAGGUGUGGUUGGCUUGCCUGGCCCGAGGGGUGUGAUUGGUCGAGAAGGCCGGGAGGGCACUCCUGGAGUGGAUGGCAUUCCAGGGAAGGAUGGAAUUAAUGGAAUAAAAGGUGAUCAAGGAGAUGAUGGAGAGGUCGGGCUUCCAGGGAAAUCUGGAGCAAGGGGGAAAAUUGGCGUUCCAGGUUUACCAGGAGAUCAGGGUUCAUUUGGUCCAAAGGGUGAACGAGGUCUCCCAGGUCAUCCUGGUCCUUCAGGGAAAAGAGGUUUUAAAGGAGGAAUGGGGCUGCCAGGAGCUCAGGGAGAUCCAGGGCCCAAAGGACAGCCAGGAGAUGUUGGAGAGCCUGGAUUUCCAGGGAUACUAGGAAUAUUUGGUCCGAAGGGGCCUCCAGGAGACUUUGGGCCAAAAGGCUUUCGUGGACCUAAAGGGCCCCCAGGCCAAAUGGGUAAAGUGGGAGUGACUGGUCCUGUUGGUAUAAUUGGCCCAGGUGGCAGUCCUGGUCCUAGAGGGGAUUCUGGUAGCAGAGGAGAAAUGGGUGCUCAGGGGCCGAGGGGUGCUCCUGGACGUCGAGGACCUCCUGGACCACCAGGACCUCCCAGCAUCCCAAAAGCCUUUCAACAGGACGAUAGUGGUGGAACUCUGUCUGAGUUGGUUGGUUCACAUGCUGCUUUUAAAACUAAGGUGGCAGAUCUAAUGGAUUUUCCCAUGGACCGAGCUCCAGAGAUCUUACAGACACUGCACUAUCUGAAUUUGCUAGUUCUCAGUCUGAAGAAUCCACUAGGAACACGGGAUCAUCCGGCUCGCCUCUGCCGGGACCUUAUAACCUGCCAACACAAAUUCAACGAUGGCACUUACUGGAUUGACCCAAACCUGGGUUGUCCUACUGACUCUAUAGAAGUGACAUGCAACUUCACAAGAGGCGGGCUCACCUGCCUUAGACCAAUUACUGUGUCCAAGCUGGAGUUCAGAGUCAGGCAUGUCCAAAUGAACUUCCUGCAUCUGCUGGGUUCAGGGGCAGAGCAACGUAUCACCAUCCACUGUCUUAACAUCACCAUCUGGAGCUCCACCCCCGCUCAGACUCCUUCUAAGAAUGCCGUGAGGUUUAUGGCGUGGAAUGGAAUGAUGCUGGAACCAGAAGUGUUGGAGGACACAUGCUGGCAACGCGAUGGCCAUUGGAGGAAUGCAGUCUUUCUGUUCAGAGUGACAGACGCCUCGCUGCUUCCCAUCAAAAGCAUUGCUAAUCUGCCAAAAACGGCAUCCAUGUCACGCUAUCACCUGGAGGUCGGACCUGUGUGUUUCCUGUAGUGUGUGUACACUUGAAUUGGUAUGCAUAUGUGUGUCCACUUCCUUGCACACUAUAACCGGCUGAAGCAACCCACGUCACAGCCGCUUUAGUAUUCAGCCACUGAUUGGACUGCAGAAACAGGAAGAAGGUGGUGUGAGCGGGGCUUCUGGGGGAUUUAGCACUAAAAGACUGUGGAGGAGAAAUCCACCCUUCCGGCCUCAGAUGUCAUAUGAGAGAAGACUCUAAGAAUAUGACCCAGUUUACAUAGGUACAGGACAUCUAGGCCAGGGAAAUACUGCCACGCUCUCUCUCUCUCUCUCUCUCUUUUUAUUCUAUCUUUAUUGAAUAUUAUAAGUUAUUAUAAUGCUUGUCCUAAGGAAGGAUGCUCUAUUGUAGAGAAGAAUUAAGAAUUGGAAAAAUUUAUAUGUAUGUAUGAGCUUUUAUACAAUAACUAUAUCAGUAAUGCAGAAAGUGCAAUACAGAAGGAAACUGUUUAUUAUAUGUUGAUUAAAUAUCAAGUGGGUUAACUUUAUGGAAGGUAUUUCAGGGGUACUGUCAACAAUCAAAAGUGUGUAAUUUAACGUAGUAUCAGACAGGGAGGUAUAAGUGUUUGUGCUUGCUUGUGUGAGUGUGUGUGAGUGUGUGUGUGUGUGUGUGUGUGUGCAUUUUAAUGUGACUGGUCAGGGAGAUUAUUCUUUAGCAUAGAUUGAGUGUGUGUGUGUGUGUGUGUGUGUGUGUGUGUCUUUGUGUGUGGAGGCGUGUGUGUAGAUGUGUGUGUAAUGGAUAGUUCUCUUGACAUUACAAGUUACAUACAUCAGACACACCUCCUCACAAAAGGGUCACGAUGGUUUAGUGGCAUUUCUCAGGCAAAAUGUGAGGAGGCCUGCAAAGGAGUGUGUCUUAUUGGUAGUGGGGCGUGCUCAUCCGGUGGGGCGUGUCUACCUCACACCAUAGCAGCUGGAUAUUAUUUAAAGUGUUCAAGAACGGUGCUGAAUUUUAAAAAGUGAAUUUUGGUGCUUAAAAAGAAAAUAUACAUAGCGAUUCAUAGAACAAAACGCUAAGCAUGUUGAUAUGCUGCAGAUUCAAGCUGCAAAAGCUGCCAUUCAUUCUGAAAUCUGUUUUGUAGCAACAGUACCAGAAAAUCUUAAUAAUGCUUACUGUGGUGCAUCCUGCAUACGCUACUUCGCCUGCUGAAUCCACGUAGACUCAUCAUUGAGCACAGUGUUAAGAAACAACAUGCCAAUUUUAAUGACAUUUUGUUAUAAAGUGUGCUUGAAUUAUUUGAUUCAACUGUAUGAAAUACAGUUUCUCCAUGUUAGUGGUACAACAAUGUUUUUGUUAUUAUUGUAAGAUGACAGUUAUUUAACUGACACUUCUAUCUGUAUUUCGGAGCAACAACUGUCUGGUACUUUAAUCCCGAUGGCAAUGGCAAUGUGAAAGUAUGCAAAACUUUAAAUACAGGAUGAGAAUGAUUUGCCUGGGUCUUCCUGGUAGUCCAGUAUGGCCACAGAUUUCUGAUAUCCAGGUUUCGAAUAAGUCAUGAAACCUGUCACUCACAUGGCCAUUACGGAUGCAAUAACAGCUAGGCCAUGCCAAUAAUUUGAAAAUUCAGUAUAGUGUUCUAUAAUCACGUUGUUGACAUUUGUGCCCAUUAGAUCCUGUCUUUUUAGGACAAGCAAAUGAUAAACUAAAACAGUUUCAGAACCUAGAAUGGUAAUCUGCCCUGCUGGCUGUGAAAAAAAUAGUCAAGCUAUCUUACUAAAUAUGUAAUCUAACAAAAUCCAACAAAAUUGGGAUCUGAAAAACAGACAGGAUUAUACAAGCUAAGAAGGGCAUUUUCAUGCAGAAAAAAAAACCCUGAUGUGCAGCACAAGUUCUGAUGAAUGGCAGGGACUAUGUGUGGGACUACAUUAGCACUAAAUUAGUACAAAUUGAUAAACAGUGCUACAGUCAGAGAGCAUAUAAAACUGAAAGUUUUAGACAUCAGAACACUAGAUUCUAAAAUUUAGCACUGGAGGAAAAAAAUGUCCCUGCAUAUUUGUGACAGGGCUUCAUAUCCUUGAAUCCAAGAUCCCUAAGGCUGUUGUGCAUCCAAAUAUCAGAAGCACUCUCCAAAUCAGCUUCAGGUCAGUAAAGAAGGAACAUGCUGUGAGUGGUUAAGGGUUUUUUUCUGGCUAAACUAUGUUUGCUCCAAGCCUGUGAAAUUGUAUCUGCACAGCAAAAAAUGCUCUAUUAGAAAGCUAUCUGCUUCCUCUCGCUUUACAUAAUGUGUAUAAUUACUUAAGCUUUCAUGUAUACGGUGCAUUCCUUUUUAGCUAAUUUAACCUAAUUUAAAUAUUAUUCUAAUGCUUGGAAAACAAAGAAGCUUCUGUUUUUCUGAGCAGAAAACAUGUCCAGGUGACGUAUCACAAUAGGAUCCGUAACUGAUUGACAAAUUAUUUUUUUAAUCUGUAAAUUUAGGACUCCGAGGAAGGAUAUAAAUAUAUUACUGUUGUUAAAACAAUACAUAACAAUGCUUUACUGUUAUCUUUUUUUUUGUCAUUUUGUUAUAGUUUUGCCUGGUAGUCAACUCAUAAUCAUAAUCUAUUGCAGUAAUUCUCAUCUCCAGUCCUGGGAACCCACUGUGCUACAUAGUCAGAAGUUUUCCCUAGUGUAGACAUCCAUGUUGGGAGCAGUGAACACUUCACACUGUGCCAUGCAGCAGCUCCCCUUGAGUGCAGCUGAGAACCCAUACUGUUUUAGAAGUUGAAUUAUAUUAUCUUUUCAAAGACUUUGUGGCAGUGUGUGAAUUUUUACAGGCAACUUCUGUGAAAUCCAGUUACCUCACUCUUCCUGACUUGUCAUUCUUGGGUCCCAUCUGUAAUAAUGUUGACCAUUUGCAUGUAAAUAUGACUAAAAAUUUUGUCUUCUCCCACCUCGCCAAAACAUUGUCUUUUCAUCCUCUGUAUUUAUCAUUUUUAGAACUAUUUGUCAUGCUUAUUCAUUGCAGUUUACAUGCUUGGUUAAAUAUCUGGAACUAAGAACUAACUAUUUUACAUACCCAAUAAAGAUGUUGUUACAUGCUUCACUGUGUUACGUAAUUGUUAGUUGUCAAAGUAAACAAUUUUUACAUGGAAAGCAAGCAAUAUUGCUAGGUGUUACGUUCCCCUCCUGUCUAGGGGAUUGUGAGGAGAAGUAGCAAAUGAAAAAGCAUAAAAUUAAAAGGAAACGGCAAGAACACACUUCAGUCCUCUGCCCCAGAGUGAAGAUGACACCAAUUCAGACGUAUACAAAAGUGGAGAUUUAUUUACAAAAGAAAAAGACAGUAAGUUCAACAUAAGGAGAUAGGGAGCAAUGGCUCAGGAGAGAGCAAGGCCUAAAAUAACAAACAAGUAGUUCUCUAACUAGGUUAGGGAGCAGCACUAACUUACCUCAAACACCCAAAAGAAAAAGAGAAAUAAACAACAUACAACUUCCCUCAACUCCCUAACUGAACCAAAAAACAGGGAUGAAAGUAGUAUUUAAAGAAAAAGGCACUCUCCCCCUACAGCGUCCCUUUUCACUCUCAGCAAA